UCUUCAUCAGUUUCAAAUCUUGAGUUCUUAUAAUGUCUUAUUCAAGGAGAGUGUAUAAACAGUUUGAGGAGCAACAGAAAAGAUUGUUGGCACAACAGGAAGAAUUGGUCAAUCUCGAGGAAUGUGGAGGUGGAGAUAAGGCUGUUGCAAUGGAGGAGGAUGAAGAUGAUGACCAUAGAAGGCUGAUGGCCUCGCAUUCCCGCCGUGUCAUGGAAGCUGUGGGUCAAAAGCCAAACCCAGACAUGCUGCAAACUUCGAGAGAAAAAGGGAAAUACGAGGUCUUCUUCCUGAGCAAAAAAUUACGGCUGCCUUACGAAUGCUUGCAUAUGGAGCAUCUGCAGAUCAAGUGGAUGAGAUCGCGAUGAUGCAUUUAACAAAGGAAUUGACAGACAAACUGACGGAAAGUAUGACAUUGAAACAAAUUCGAUGAUAAAGUAUGACGUUGAAAUGUUUUAAAGAUGGGGUAUAAAACUGUGAUUUGCCCAAUAAUUAAG
Molecule: messenger RNA, 494 nt
Organism: Malus domestica (apple)
Lineage: Eukaryota; Viridiplantae; Streptophyta; Magnoliopsida; Rosales; Rosaceae
Source: RefSeq, a predicted model, not a curated record